GAUUAUCUAUCCGCCCUUCCGCUGCCGCACUCGGAGUCCGACGGAGUACAAGCAGCUAGCAGCAGCAAGCAGCCAGCAAGCAGCAGCAGGCUGCGUAAACUCUCUCGUAGAAUUCUAGGCAGACACAUUUUUUAUUAUAAUGUGCGGUGUGUGUGGUAUUUCCUUUUUUUUUUCAUUUUUCUUGCAGGCGGUUAUCAGGAGCAUCCAUCCUUGAUCCAGAGGAUUCGAUUCCCUGUCUUGUUCACACGUGAGAUGAACCGUCAGUUAAUUAAUUAA
Messenger RNA from Rasamsonia emersonii CBS 393.64, 276 nucleotides. RefSeq lists its product as uncharacterized. The record is from RefSeq and is a predicted model, not a curated record. The transcript has a single exon. Lineage: Eukaryota; Fungi; Ascomycota; Eurotiomycetes; Eurotiales; Trichocomaceae. The annotation marks the transcript as partial.